UCUAACUUGUUGACACCUACCAAUAGAAGAUAACCUAGUCACGUUCAUGCGACAGUCAAAAAUUAAAAUAUAUCAAUAGUAAACUGAAGAUUUGUGACACAAAACGUCUCUAACAGUGGCAAUGGAUGAUUUAUCUAAUGAACUUAAUAACCGUGAGGAAGAGUGGACAGCGAUUGACCAAACGCCAGACCUUGUUGUCGCAGUAGAUAUUGGAACCUUUGCGAGCGGAUAUGCAUUCCAAUGGCGUGAAGAUUUCGAACACGAUACUCUUAAAAUUUAUGGGAAUAAACACUGGUCUGCAGAGUGUUAUGGUAGUGGUCUACAAACCUACAAAACUCCAACAUGCUUACUCCUAGACCAAGAUGGAAAUUUUAAGGAAUUUGGAUCUGACGCAGACAAGUUGUACAGCAAUUGUAAUACAGAGGAGGAAACGGAAAAGCCUGAUGGAUGGGAAAAUUACUACUUUUUUCGUCAUUUCAAGAUGGCCCUUUAUAACAGAAAAAUGCUUUCUGAUGCAACAUCCAUUGAGACCGUGGAUGGCAAACAGCUGCCAGCUAUCGAUGUUUUUAGCAAAACUAUCGAAUUUUUCCGGAAUAAAGUUAAAGAUCACUUCGAAAAAUGUGGAACUGUAUACAUUGAAGAGAAUACCAAGUGGAUCAUAACUGUUCCAGCAAUAUGGGACGAAUCAGCGAAACAGUUAAUGAAACGAGCAGCCCUCAAGGCCGGCUGUUGUGGGCAACAUUUAGAUAUUGCUCUCGAACCAGAGUGUGCGGCCAUUUAUUGUUCCAAACUUUCCAGGAGUCAGACAAUGGUACAUGAUACGUAUGGAGAGAAAAUUAUCCAAGCUGUACGGGCUGGUUCAACGAUAAUGAUAGUAGAUAUAGGAGGCGGGACAGUUGACAUAUCAGUGAUGAAGAUAAAUGGCGAUGGUACCAUGAAGCAAGUGUACAAAUCUGGUGGUGGUCCAUGGGGUGGUGUAAAGGUGAACGAGAAAGUCCUAGAGCUUCUCAGUGGCAUGAUCGGUAGAGAAGUGAUGUCCGAAUUUUCUCAAAAGUAUGGAAAUGAUGAAUAUGACUUACGAAUGGAAAUUGAAGUGGCAAAGCGAAAGGUAAAAAGUCAAAGUGCAGAGGAAAAAGGCUUUCAAAUCCAUGCUCCACACUCUCUCAUCUCAGUGUGGCAGUCAAAAUGUGAAAAUUAUAAAGAGCUAUUGAGAAAAUAUGAUGUAGAAUUUAAAUGUUCAAGAUUUGUAUUCCAACUCGACAAAAUCAGAGCUUUCUUUGAGCAAACCAUUAAAGAAAUACUAAAACAUGUAACUAAAGUUCUACAGAAUGAUCAACAACGGGGAAUUAAACCUAUUGCAGUAAUUGUUGUCGGAGGCUUCUCAGAAUCCGAAUAUGUCGUAGACACCUUACGAGAAGGCCUGAAAGAAAAACGAAUUCCUGUUCUGCGACCACAAGACCCUGAAAAAUCCGUUUUGAAUGGAGCAGUACUUUUUGGUCAAAACUGUAGAAUAAUUGAAUCACGAAUUAUGACACAUACAUAUGGUAUCGCCAUGACCAUGGAAUUUAAUGAGCAACUACAUUCAGAAGAUGAGAAAUACGAAAUCGACGAUGAGGUAUUUGCAAACAACGUAUUUAGGAAGCAUGUAACAGAGGGUGACAGUGUUGAACUGGACAAAUGGAUUAACAGCAAAGAGUACUACCCAACCUAUGAAGAUGAGUCGGAAAUUCAAGUUUAUGUCUUCACAUCUGACAAACGGAAUCCCAUUCACACAACUGAAGAGGGGUGCAAAUGUAUUGGACAUUUUGACGUGAAAUUUGCAGAUAGCAUAAAUGACACGACUGAAGGCAAGAAGUCUGUAAAGAUUGAAUUUAAUUUUGGAGGUACUUUGUUACGCAUAAGAGCGGUGACGACGUCGUCUGGUAGGACAUCAGUAAAGGAACUGCAAAUCAAAAACAAUGAAAUGUUCAGUUGAGCGUUUCGAAACAUACAGUUGCAGACUAUGUCACAGUGAACAUUGAAAGCUAGCUAAAAAGUAUUAAUUUUGAUAAAAGUUACAUAUGUUUUAAACGGUUUGUGACUUACACUUCUGUUGUGUUAACUACUUGCUACUAAAUGCAUUGUUUGUAUUGUAAGGGGAAUAUAGCAAGUACUAAAAGAUUAUAUUAUUAAAUACAAUUAAGGCUAAAGGACAAACAAAAUGCUUACAUUAUUCGUGAUUGUGUUAGGUGUACAUAUUAGCUACACAUUUAUAGAAAUACAAAUAUAUUACUGUUAAAUAUGCUACAUUGCAUGCGCAUUGUUCGAAAAUAGAAGUUCGAUUUUGACGGUCAGUGAUUGUGCUAAUACCAUUCGUCAGCAUCAGUCUCCGUAAUAUUUCUUGUCAUAUUAAAUAAAAAGGAUUUGUUUAUUACAUAACAUUUAUGUCAGUACGUUUUACCUUCUGACAAAUUAAAGCAUAACAAGUU
This is a messenger RNA of Mercenaria mercenaria, 2468 nucleotides long. RefSeq names its product heat shock 70 kDa protein 12B-like. The record is from RefSeq and is a predicted model, not a curated record. The transcript is spliced from 6 exons. Gene Ontology annotation, molecular function: ATP-dependent protein folding chaperone; ATP binding. Lineage: Eukaryota; Metazoa; Mollusca; Bivalvia; Venerida; Veneridae. The coding region runs from base 122 to 1975 and encodes 617 amino acids.